AUGCAAUCCCAAGGUGUCCCCGCCGGUGAACAAACGGCUCUGGUCCUCCUCGAUGCUGGAAGAUACGCAUCUUCCCCUGCCGCUGUCCAGGAUCAAAAAGUGAGGGAAGGGUUUGAAGAUCUUACGAGGGUGAUUCUGGAAGGAGGCUAUGGAAUUAAGAGGAGGGAUGUGGGGGGAUUGGGGUUGGGAUGGGAAGGAUUGAAAGUGGAGUUACCGACGCAAGUGAAAUUGGCGGUGAUUGAGAUGAUGGGCCGGGAAGGAAAUCUGUGGGGGAUGAUCACAGCUUUUGAGAGGAUGUACCCCGACCUUCCGGUUCCCUCUCUAGCCUCCGCGUCAGCCAUCACUUCCACCUCCACUAUGAUGGCUACCACUGCCUCUGUGGUGGGAGAGCUCCAAGAAAACGUGAUGGAGGCGGAAGCGACGACGGCAAAGUUGACCCCGGAAGAAGUAAUAGAAGAGGAGAUCCCGACGUUGAGCAGUAUGAUGGCCAGAGAACGGGCUGCAAGAGCUGGGAGGGAUUGGUUAGGUCGGGCUCGUCACUCUGACGCAGACAUCUCCGCCUCGACAUCUGUAUACAUGGCAGAAUCAACAGAAUCAACAGAAACUAUGGAGCUCGAACCACCUUCUCGUCGUCCCUUUUCAGCAUAUUUACCAUCUAUCCCCAUGCCUCUCUCUCUUCUUCCCUCCUCCUCCGAACCAGCCCGCGCUUGCACCAACUUGACCGCCUUUGACGACGCCAACGCAAUCCCACCCGACUACAUGAUCAAAACCAUGCUUCACUACAUCUAUGUCCAUCGUCAUCCCGACCCUGACGCUAUGUUUCACGGCGAACGAGGACGACAAAAUGUGAGAGAGAUGGGGUUGUACGUGUGUAGAGCAGGAUUGAGAUUUGCAGCUUUGGAGCAAGUCCGAUGGUUAAGCCAAGUCGUCGCUUCUUUCUCUUCUUCUACUCCCGCUUCCACUUCCUCUCACCCCAUCGCCAACCCCAGGCCCAAAAUCACUCAACCGAGAAUCCAUCCCAACCCGCUUUGGUUCAACACCACUCUCCGGAUUGUCCUCUCUUCCUCUGGCCGGAAGAAGAAGGCUAUCGCUAAAACAGGGGUGUUGAGGGACGAGAUUGAAGAACUUGAGAGGCGGUUGGAAGAGGAGAUUGGGGUUUUGGAAAUGUUGAGGACCAGCGGAGCGGACGUCGCGAACGUCGUGAGCGCGAGCGCCAGUGGGGAUGAGAACUCUGUGGAUACGUCAGAGGGCCAGCCAAACGACAGAGUCACUUCCACAGCCUCCUUCGCCCCAAACAGUCACAUCAACAUUGACAUCCCAGCCCACCUCGAAUCCCUCCAAACCAAACUUGACCAACUGGCGAGCCUGAAAGAAGAAAUCCAGCAUAGGCAGGAAAUGGUCCUCGCGGUAAAGCGCAGAGCGAAAGAUAGGGCCGCUGAAGCUCAAGCUGCUGAGGCCGCCGCCGAAGCUCAGAGUUUAAUCGAAGCUCGGGCUGAUGAGACUGAGGCCGCUGCGACUGAGAGUGAGAUGGAGACGCAAAUGAAAAUGAAGGAAAAGGAGAAGCGGCAAGGAAAGGAAGUGGAUGUGAGUGGGGUAGCGCUUGCGUAG
Molecule: messenger RNA, 1608 nt
Organism: Cryptococcus deneoformans JEC21
Lineage: Eukaryota; Fungi; Basidiomycota; Tremellomycetes; Tremellales; Cryptococcaceae
Exons: 1
Coding region: 1-1608 (535 amino acids)
Source: RefSeq, a predicted model, not a curated record